Messenger RNA from Euleptes europaea (tarantolino), 964 nucleotides. RefSeq names its product frizzled related protein (gene FRZB). NCBI's taxonomy places the organism in Eukaryota, Metazoa, Chordata, Lepidosauria, Squamata, Sphaerodactylidae. Bases 1 to 948 code for a protein of 315 amino acids. Gene Ontology annotation, cellular component: cytoplasm. Gene Ontology annotation, molecular function: Wnt-protein binding. The transcript has 6 exons. The record is from RefSeq and is a predicted model, not a curated record. Gene Ontology annotation, biological process: canonical Wnt signaling pathway; non-canonical Wnt signaling pathway.
AUGGCGCCGCCGCCGGCCGCCCUGGCCGGGCUGCUGCUGCUGGUGUGGGGCUGGGCGUGCCCGGCGCGGGGGGCGGCGUGCGAGCCGGUGCGCCUGCCGCUGUGCCAGUCGCUGCCCUGGAACAUGACCAAGAUGCCCAACCACCUGCACCACAGCACGCAGGCCAACGCCCUGCUGGCCAUCGAGCAGUUCGAGGGGCUGCUGGGCGUGCGCUGCAGCGGCGACCUGCUCUUCUUCCUGUGCGCCAUGUACGCGCCCAUCUGCACCCUCGACUUCCAGCACGAGCCCAUCAAGCCCUGCCGGGCCGUGUGCCAGCGGGCCCGCGCCGGCUGCGAGCCCGUCCUGCGCAGGUACGGCCACGCCUGGCCCGACAGCCUCGCCUGCGACGAGCUGCCCGUCUACGACCGCGGCGUCUGCAUCUCGCCCGAGGCCAUCGUCACCGCCGAGGGCUCCGAUUUCCCUAUGGAUUCUAAUAAUGGCAACUGUAGAGGCACCAGCAUGGAGCGCUGCAAAUGCAAGCCUAUAAAAGCUACUCAGAAAACUUAUCUUCGGAACAAUUACAACUAUGUUAUUCGGGCUAAAGUAAAGGAGGUGAAGACCAAAUGUCACGACGUCACUGCAGUAGUUGAAGUAAAGGAGAUUCUGAAAUCUUCCUUGGUGAACAUUCCUAGAGACACGGUUAACCUGUACACAAAUUCUGGUUGCCUCUGCCCACCCCUUAAUGCUAACGAAGAAUACAUCAUCAUGGGUUACGAGGACGAAGAACGCUCCAGGUUACUCUUGGUAGAAGGCUCCAUAGCUGAGAAAUGGAAGGACCGUCUUGGCAAAAAAGUAAAGCGCUGGGAUCAGAAGCUCCGCCAUCCUGGAAAGGGCAGAAACGAACCUGGGCAAAGCGAUUCCGUUCAGAAAUCCAGCAGGACCAGCAAUCAACGGCAAAGACGCAACUAGAAGUGAAAUGUCAAUU